Messenger RNA from Octopus bimaculoides (California two-spot octopus), 438 nucleotides. Its product is annotated as protein GVQW3-like. NCBI's taxonomy places the organism in Eukaryota, Metazoa, Mollusca, Cephalopoda, Octopoda, Octopodidae. The record is from RefSeq and is a predicted model, not a curated record.
AUGCUGUUUGGACGUAAAGACAAUUUGGAAGCUCGCUAUUCAAUAACAUUUUGUGUUAAAAUGAGAAAAAUUCUCCAGACUGCUUAUGGAUUAACCAGUAUCAGCCGAACAUCUGUUUUUCGCUGGUACAAGAGGUUCAAGGAUGGCAGACAGAAGGUGAAAGGCGACGAGAAGAAAGAGUGGAAGCGGGACAUCAGAUCAUCAGAACUGCUUGAGAAAAUUCGCAAUUUUCUGCAUGAAGACUGUCAUAUGUCUAUAAGGACGAUAAGUUUGGAGAUUAGAGUUGGUGUGGCAAGUAUACUCCGAAUUAUUGAUGAAGAUAUGACCAUGUGCCACGUUCCCAGGCUGCAAAGUUUAUUCCCAGUGACAGACAGACAGAAAGACACUAAGGUGAUAGGAGGGAGAUGGCUGAGUUCAUUAUCUCCAAUCCAGGAGUAA